AUGGAGAAUCUGAUCUCUCUGGUUAACAAGAUACAGAGAGCUUGCACGGCUCUCGGAGACCAUGGCGAGUCUAGCGCCCUACCAACUCUAUGGGAUUCCUUGCCUGCGAUUGCCGUCGUUGGUGGUCAGAGCUCUGGCAAGUCUUCUGUCCUCGAGAGCAUUGUUGGAAAGGACUUUUUACCCCGUGGAUCUGGUAUUGUUACUCGGAGGCCCCUUGUCUUACAGUUACAAAAGAUUGAUGACGGAGCCAGGGAGUAUGCAGAGUUUCUUCAUCUCCCCAAGAAAAGGUUCACCGAUUUUGCCGCUGUGAGGAAGGAAAUUCAAGAUGAGACUGACAGAGAGACUGGACGCAGCAAGGCCAUUUCUAGCGUUCCCAUUCACCUUAGCAUUUACUCUCCCAAAGUUGUCAACUUGACACUGAUUGAUCUUCCGGGGCUAACAAAAGUUGCUGUUGAGGGGCAAUCUGAAAGUAUAGUCAAGGACAUUGAAAAUAUGGUUCGGUCCUACAUUGAAAAGCCCAACUGCAUCAUUUUGGCAAUUUCACCUGCAAACCAAGAUCUCGCUACCUCAGAUGCAAUUAAAAUUUCCCGUGAGGUUGAUCCGUCUGGGGAGAGAACAUUUGGUGUCUUGACCAAGAUCGAUCUUAUGGACAAAGGGACCGACGCAGUGGAAAUCCUGGAAGGGAAAUCUUUUAAACUCAAAUAUCCAUGGGUUGGUGUUGUCAACCGCUCCCAAGCAGAUAUUAACAAGAGUGUCGACAUGAUUGCGGCUAGGAGAAGAGAGAGGGAGUACUUUUCCAAUACUACCGAGUAUAGGCACCUUGCACAUAAAAUGGGUUCUGAGUAUUUGGCAAAGAUGCUCUCCAAGCAUCUAGAACAUGUGAUCAAGUCAAGAAUUCCAGGCAUCCAGUCGCUUAUUAACAAAACAGUGCUAGAGCUGGAAGCUGAACUAAGUCGCCUUGGAAAGCCUAUUGCAGCUGAUGCAGGGGGGAAAUUGUACUCGAUAAUGGAGAUAUGUAGGCUUUUCGAUCAAAUAUUCAAGGAGCAUCUCGAUGGAGUGCGUGCCGGUGGUGAGAAGGUGUAUAACGUGUUUGAUAACCAGCUUCCGGCGGCUCUGAAGAGACUUCAGUUUGACAAGCAGCUUGCAAUGGACAACAUCCGGAAGCUGGUCACAGAGGCUGACGGUUACCAGCCUCACUUGAUUGCUCCGGAGCAAGGUUACCGUCGUCUCAUCGAGUCUUCUAUCGUCUCCAUCCGAGGCCCUGCUGAAGCAUCUGUUGACACUGUUCAUGCGAUCUUGAAGGAUCUGGUUCACAAGUCUGUGAAUGAGACGGUGGAACUGAAGCAAUACCCAGCUCUGAGAGUGGAGGUGACAAACGCGGCGAUAGAGUCGCUGGACAAAAUGCGAGAGGGAAGCAAGAAAGCAACACUGCAGCUGGUGGACAUGGAGUGCAGUUACCUGACUGUUGACUUCUUCAGGAAGCUUCCCCAGGAUGUUGAAAAGGGUGGCAACCCCACGCACUCCAUCUUCGACCGCUACAACGAUUCCUAUCUCAGACGAAUCGGAUCCAAUGUUCUGUCAUACGUGAACAUGGUCUGUGCUGGCCUGCGGAACUCAAUCCCCAAGUCUAUCGUCUACUGCCAAGUCAGAGAAGCCAAGCGCAGCCUCCUCGACCAUUUCUUUGCCGAGCUGGGUACCAUGGACAUGAAGAGGCUCUCAUCGCUAUUGAACGAAGACCCAGCGAUCAUGGAGAGACGCAGCGCCAUCUCUAAGCGUCUGGAGUUGUACCGAGCUGCCCAAUCAGAGAUCGACGCUGUCGCUUGGUCCAAGUGA
Molecule: messenger RNA, 1833 nt
Organism: Microthlaspi erraticum
Lineage: Eukaryota; Viridiplantae; Streptophyta; Magnoliopsida; Brassicales; Brassicaceae
Source: the annotation of a GenBank genome assembly